AGUGCAAGUAGGAUCUGAGAUCGAGACUGCUGCUCUAAGGCUAGGGAUUGGCAGAAUAAUCAUUCUUUUUUAAGCUCUUUUAAAUUUUACAAACCAAAUACUGUACAGAGGAAAAGAAAAACCAACAAACGAUUGAAUACAGCCCGAGGAAAGAAUAACUACAAACCCAGUCGAUCAAAAUUAAUAAAUAAAGAAUAAUAAUUGAUUAAACUCCCAACGGUCUGACACAGUAAAUGUUUAGCAAGUAUACAUGUGAAGGUUGCAAAAACGUAAAAGCCCUCUAAAAAGGACAUUUCACGUAUAUAUUUUUAGGAGAUCAAUAGAAAACAUGUUCAAAGAAGAGCAUAUUCACCUCGUUCCUGGCUUUCCAUCUUCUGGUGGAGAUUUCACUCUUGUUGUCGUCUUCUAUACUUUGUACCCGCUGGGAAUAAAUGUAGACCGAACAUGGAACUCUAGUGCUGUCCCUCAGAAUGCUCUUGUGAACGCAGUCAGGUCCUCUCAAGACCACAUCAGCUCAACAUUUGGUGCGUCAAUCAAGUCCAUUAAACCUUACAACCAAACUUCAACCUCUUCUCCUCCAGCCGUAAAAGGAAAGAACAAUCUUAUUAUUGGUUUGUCUGUUGGCUGCACAUUUGUGCUCUUGUUUGUAAUCAUCGUCAUCUCAUGCUUCUUUUGGCGCAAGAAGAAUCAUGGGAAAUUCAUCGUAAAACGCUGCGUAACGCCAAUCGAGUUCGUUGACGAAAAAGACGAAAUAGAGCUUAAGAAAUCCAAAAAUCCUACGCCAGCCAGACGAAGAGCUUCUACACUAAAAGUCGUAGACUUGGAUGGGAAUAUUAACUAACAAUUGCAACAUCAAUAGACCUCUUUACUUUCGUAUGUUAAUUGC
Messenger RNA from Actinia tenebrosa (Australian red waratah sea anemone), 886 nucleotides. RefSeq names its product dorsal-ventral patterning tolloid-like protein 1. The record is from RefSeq and is a predicted model, not a curated record. Lineage: Eukaryota; Metazoa; Cnidaria; Anthozoa; Actiniaria; Actiniidae.